GUAAACAUGAUAGUUGUAUUAUUGACAUAUUCAAACGUAUGCGUGAACGUAACAUGUUUGAAAUGGCACGAACAGGUGUCGAUUGGUGGUUUUAUUAUUAUUUCGAUAAUAAAUCCAAAGAUAUUAUUGAUUUUAGGGGAAUAAGUUUAUUAUAUUAUGCAUGUCGAUUUGGACAGUAUUCUGUUGCAAAAUGGUUAUUAGAACAUGGAGCUAAUGUUAAUAUUCAAAUGAAAAAUAAACCAAACAAUACUCCAUUACAUGGUGCAAAAUUUCAUGGUCAUAUUUUAAUUGUCGAACUUCUACUUGAAUAUGGUGCAGACGUCAAUAUUAAAAAUGAUUUCGAAGCUACUGUUUUUGAUGAAGCAAUAUCUGAAGAAGUAGCCGAAGAUUCAUCGAAUAAAAUUAAAGAACUUUUACUUCAAUACCAACUUAAUUUAAAACGUCGUGAACUGAUAGAUGUAUAUAUAUAUUUAGACGAAGGUGAUGGAGAGGAACCGAUAUUAAAACUACAAAUAGAUCACAAGACUGUAUAUGAAGAUCUAUUGCAAGCAUUACCUGAAAAUUUAUGGAACGAGAAAUACUAUUUCUCUAUCGCUGGACGUCCGCUAAUUUUCGAAACAAAAAAAACACGUGUAAUGUCAGCCGUGUAUUGUGCUCGCUAUACAACUUCCAAACUUGUUGAUACGCCACUGCGUCUCAUUCUUCACAAGACAUUACUAGAUAAAACACGCCAUCAAUUUACUCGUCAUGAUCAUCAAUUUGAACCUCGUCAAUUUCAGUCAAUAUUCAGAAAACAAAAUAAAUCCAGUCCCUUUUUAUUAAAAGGUUCAUUUACAGACACACAAACAUUCAAAAGCGAUAAUUUAACGUUUACUUUCUCAGCUAAUUGUAUCAAAGAUGAUGUUACAUUUAAAGUCGCAACACUUUGCUCAUCUGAUGUUCGAAAAUAUGGCUUACCCAAUGCUAUUUGUUUUUUCAAAACAACUCUUCUCAAUGCUAAAACAUCUGAUACGCUUCUCGCACUACCUAUCGUCUCACUUGCUCAUCACUCAAAUGCUCGUUUAUACACAUUGGCUAUGCCUUCAUCUUAUUGGUUUAGUUCUGC
Messenger RNA from Rotaria sp. Silwood1, 1105 nucleotides. NCBI's taxonomy places the organism in Eukaryota, Metazoa, Rotifera, Eurotatoria, Philodinida, Philodinidae. The record is from the annotation of a GenBank genome assembly.